Molecule: messenger RNA, 3345 nt
Organism: Rotaria sp. Silwood1
Lineage: Eukaryota; Metazoa; Rotifera; Eurotatoria; Philodinida; Philodinidae
Source: the annotation of a GenBank genome assembly
AUGUCUGUAGAAUCAAUACGAACAAAAUCAACAUUUUUAAUAAAUCGAGAAAAAAUGGUACUUAAUAGUUCAGAUGAACAUGAAAUAUUAUCAUCAACAAUGAAUGAAGAUAGUCAUACACCAUUAUCAGAAACCGUGACUACAUUAGCUAGUAAUGUUUAUAAAGAAUUAGAACGUAUUAUUAAAAAUUUUGGUGAAAAUAGUGUUAAAGAUUUAAUGCCAGUUAUGAUCUCAACAUUAGAAUCGCUUGAUAGUGCAUUACAUGAACGUGAAAUAAAUAAACUUGAAAUUGAAUCAUUAAAAGAGCAAACUGAACAAUUAUAUCAACAAUAUGAACGUGAAAAAAGUUUUCAUAAAGAAUAUCAACAACGUUAUCUUCAAAUUGAAGAUCAUCUUGAAGAAAUAAAACGUGAAAAUGAAGAAAAAUUACGAAGUCUUGAAUCAAUUGUUAAAAUUUUUGAAAUUAAAGCACGUAAUACAUCAGAUCAUGUUGGAAGAUUAGAAGAUAAAGAAAAUGAAAUGAAACAAGAAUAUAAACGUUUACAUGAUCGAUAUUGUGAAUUAUUCAAAGUUCAUUGUGAUUAUAUGGAACGAACAAAAAUUUUAUAUGGAACUGAUCGAUUAGAUCAAUUAACUACGAAUGCAAAUACAAGUUCUCAAUCUUGUGGAAAUCUUCAAUUAUCGAAUGAGAAACAAACCGAUAAAAUGGCUCCACAUUAUUCAGAUAUGUCUUCAACAUCACCAAAACAACGUCAUGUUGAUAAUAAAUUUCAGUCUGAACUUGAAAUUACCGAUGGUAAACAUACGCAAACAGAAUCUAUGACAAGUAAUGAUGUAGCUGUAAAUACUGAUGUUGCCGUUAGUGAUGAUGAUGAUGAUGACAUAUCUGUAGAUGAUGCUAAAAAUUCAGAAGCAUUUGAUAAAGAAACUCGAAAUGAUAAUAUUGAUAUAUCAGAUGUUGAUGCAUCGGCAGAUUUAUUUGGCAUGACAAAAGAAGUUUCAAAUUUAAUCAAAGAAAAUAAUGAACUAUUGGAAACAAAAAAUGCAUUAAAUGUACUUAAAGAUGAUUUAUUAGCAAAAAUUGAAGAAUUAUCCAAUGACUUAGAAAUAGCACGAGAAGAAGUUGAUUCAUUACAAACAGUUCGAAGUCGAUUACAAUUAAGAAUAACUGAAAUUGAUGAAGAAUUUCGAAAAACACGUGAAGAACUUGAAAAGAAAAAAGAAGAAGAGGAAAAUGUACCGAAUGAAGAUAGAAAGCGUUUUACACGAGUUGAAAUGCAACGUGUUCUACUUGAACGUAAUCAAUAUAAACAACGUUUAUUUGAACUUGAAGAAGCUAUACAUCGACAUGAUGCUUUACGUGCAUCACGACAUGAACAAUUAUAUUCAUCAUCAACAAUAAAUACAAUUAAUGAUAAUCUAUUUGAUCAAAUACAAAACAAAAAUAGAACAAUGUUCUUAAAACUUUUUUCGGGUUUAUUUGGCAGUACUGCUAAAGAUACCUCACCUAAACGUGCAAUUACUACAACUACUACAACUAAUUUAUCAACAGCGACUGAAACUUCUAUGAAACAUAGUUCAAUCAAUGAUGAUCAAAUUGGAUCGACUAUUACUACAAAUAAAAAUACACCUUUAGAACGAUCAAUUAAUGAAAGUGCUGCUGUUGAUCUAUUGCAAAAAUCUGUAGCAACACAUCAUGAUAAUUCAAUUGUAAAGGAUGAUGAUAAUCGUUUUCAAGCAUAUGAUUGGAUUUUACCAUCAAAAAAUCAUUUGAAAAUAUCUAAUAUUAAUGGUAAAAUUCAAGUUAAUGUACCUGUACCAAUUUAUAAUCAAUCAAUAUUUAAUACAAAUGACACAACACAAAUUUGGUGUGCUGUUGGUAUUGAUCUUAGUGGAUUAUCAUUAAAUACUGAUGAAACAUCAAUUGAUCAAUUAAAUAAACAAUUAAUUGAAUCAUAUCAUCAAAUGAUUGAUGAACAAUAUUUAAAAUUAUCAUCAUUAAUUUGGAUAGCUGCUAAAUCAAAUAAUACAGCUAUGAUUACAAUUAUUGAUUCAAAUAAACCAGAUAAAGUUAUUGAUAUAUUUCCAUUAGGAAAUAUUAUUAUUUAUGCAAUUGGUAGUGUUCCAGGUACAUCAAGUACAGAUUAUCCAUCAAUUGAUAAUUUGAAAUUGAAUGAGAAAACAUCUACAAAUGAUGUAAAUGUAAUGUCUUGUACAGCAGCAUCACUUGCUACUGGUGGAAAUCGUUCGAAUACUACUAUUGAAACAUCAUCUGAAAAAAUUCGUUCUGAUGUAUCUCAUUCAAGUGUCGAUGAAAACAAAACAAAAUAUCCAACUGUUUGGUUAGGUUCAAGUGAUGGAUGGUUAUAUAUUCAUUCGACUAUUGGUGAACAUCGUACAACGAUUGGAAAAGUUUGGCUUCGUCAUGCAAUUUAUAGUAUUGUUCAUGUUCGUGGUCGUGUUUUUGUUUCAUUGGCAAAUGAAAAAUUAAUUGUAUUUCAUCGUAAUAUAGAUGGUACAUGGAAUUUAAAUAAUUUUCAUUUAAUUAUUACUGGUAAAAGUCGUGAAUCUAUUCGAUGUUCUAUUAAUGUUAGAGAUUCCAUAUGGUGUGGUGUAGCUAAUCGUGUUUAUGUUAUUGAUGUUCAAACAUUAGAAAUUCGUAAACAAUUUCAAGUUCAUUCACGUUCAGAACAUUCCGUUCAACAUAUAACUUGGUCUGGUGAUGGUGUUUGGUUAUCUGUUCGUUUAUCGAGUACUUUACAAUUAUAUCAUGCACAAACAUAUCAACAUUUACAAGAUGUUGAUAUACAACCAUAUAUUGAAAAAAUGAUUGUAACAGAUAAAACUGGACUUCAUUUUGUUCAUAUAAGUGCAUUGACAAUUGCUUGUCGUCGUUUAUGGAUUGGUACUGGUAGCGGUAUUAUUAUUUCUAUCCCAUUGACAGACAGUAUUGAAACAACUUCUAAUUCAACAUCAACAAAACCUGGUUCUGUUGUUCGUAUUUAUGAUCAAAUAUCAUCUUCAAAUUAUAUUCCUUAUUGUAAUAUCAAUAAUGCUCAAUUAUCAUGUCAUGGAUAUAAAGAUGCUGUAAAAUUUUUUGUUGCGGUACCUGGACAAGCACCUUCAAAAUUAUAUCAUGAAAAUGAAAUGAUUUCAGAAUCGUUAACAACACUUUCAUCAACAGACACCACAAGUUCAUCAUUUGGUGAUAUUCUUAUUGUUAGUGGUGGAGAUGGUUAUAUUGAUUUUCGUGUUAAAACUACAACAGUAGAUAACAAUGAUGACGCAACUAAUAGCAAGAGACAUGCAUCACAUCUUAUUGUUUGGCAUAUGGGUUCUGCUUAA